AUGUCCUACACCUUGGAGGAGCGUCAACGAGUCUACCGGACCUGCCGGGCAAUCUUCAGUGGCGAUGCCGCUCUCUUUCGCAAGCCGAAGAAAAUCAAAGAAACUCUUCUUCACAAUCGCGGCCCUCUUAAGAAUGUCUUCCAGGAAUUUGGCGAAGUCAAGCUCGCAGAUAUAGUGAAGCAUUUGCUGGAGAAUCGGCUUUUCGAGUCAGACCUCCGAGCCAAAGUCGAGUUUCCUGAGCUUUUCAGGACAUCCCCGCAACAGGAUGCCCAGCGAGAAGCAUCGGAAGCGGAUGCGGCAAGAUCAGUUGCGGAUUGCCUUAGUGAGAUCGCGCGCUUCGAAGAGGAUGAAGAGAUUCCUGAGGCGAAUGAGCUUGAAUUUCUCACAAGACCGCUGAAGGAUGAAGCGAGCAUUAAAGAGUUAAUCAAGUGGGCCAGAAUCCUCCGCAAAGAGCUCCCCCAGGGUUUGUCAGGAGUAACUGUCCAGUCUGCAUUGGUUUCGACUCACCAACUACGACAUACCGCCGUCCACCGACUACGCACCACUGCUCGCGGUAUCAGUCGGCUCCUAGAGUCGGCGGUGGGACUUGCGGAGGCUCUCAAUGAUGUCUCUCGCGCAACUCAAUUAGAAGAGUUAAAGUCGGAAUUGGAUAAUAAGAUCAAAGCCAUGGAAAUGAGCAAGAACGUGUUGGAAGAUCGUGCGGCAGCUGGGUUAGAAGAAAUACGCCGCCAAAGAGAGGAGCUCGAUCGCCAGGAAAAGCAACUCGUAUUUGACAUGUUGCGUGAGGACCGCGAGUACAAGGACCUGGUGGGGAAGCUUCUUGUGGCGUCAGUCAAGGACAUCUUUGAGGGCAGGAUAGACGACGGAAUGGGCAAGGAGAUGGAGCAUGUGAAUGGAGAAGUCCAUAUCAACAGCGCCAAACUUAGCUCAGCGGACGAAAGCGAGGACGAUCCGGAUCUGUACCUGCAAUGA
This is a messenger RNA of Colletotrichum chrysophilum, 972 nucleotides long. RefSeq lists its product as uncharacterized. The transcript is spliced from 2 exons. Lineage: Eukaryota; Fungi; Ascomycota; Sordariomycetes; Glomerellales; Glomerellaceae. The record is from RefSeq and is a predicted model, not a curated record. The coding region runs from base 1 to 972 and encodes 323 amino acids.